CCGACGGAAGCGCCAACUCCGCCUCUUUCCUCGCGCUCGGGCUUCCUUUCCCGGGCGGAGGAGCCAUGAAGGCCGAGCCACGUUGCCGCCUAGAGACUCUGGCUUUGAGGAAGCAGUUAAUCGGAUCCUCCUGCAGGCUUUUUUUCCCAGAAGACCCAGUGAAAAUUACCAGAGCAAAGGGCCAGUAUAUGUACGAUGAAAAUGGAAAUAAGUAUCUUGACUGUAUAAAUAAUGUUGCUCAUGUUGGUCACUGCCAUCCUGAGGUAAUCCGUGCAGCACAUCAACAAAACCAGUUGUUAAAUACAAACUCUCGGUAUCUACAUGACAACUUGGUAGAUUAUGCACAAAGACUUUCAAAUACAUUGCCUGAAAAGCUGUGCACUUUCUAUUUUUUGAAUUCAGGAUCAGAGGCCAACGACCUUGCCCUGAGACUGGCUCGGCAGUACACAAAGCAUGAGGAUGUUGUUGUAAUAGAUCAUGCUUAUCAUGGACAUCUGACAUCCUUGAUUGACAUAAGUCCAUAUAAAUUCAGAAAUCUAGACGGCCAAAAGGAAUGGGUCCAUGUGGUUCCUCUUCCCGAUACAUACCGAGGAUUGUUUAGAGAAGAUCACAAGGAUCCAGCCUCAGCGUAUGCCAGUGAAGUGAAAAAAAUAAUUGAUCAAGGACACCAAAAAAACAGGAAGUUUGCAGCAUUUUUCGCCGAAUCUUUACCAAGUGUUGCUGGACAAAUCAUUCCACCACCAGGUUAUUUCCAGAAGGUGGCAGAGCAUAUACACAAGGCAGGAGGUGUGUUCAUUGCGGAUGAAAUUCAAGUUGGCUUUGGGAGAGUUGGUAAACAUUUUUGGGCAUUUCAACUUCAGGAAGAUUUUAUCCCUGAUAUUGUCACUAUGGGAAAACCAAUUGGCAACGGACAUCCUGUCUCCUGUGUGGCAACAACUAGGGACAUUGCAGAGGCAUUUUCAGCAACAGGAGUAGAAUAUUUUAACACAUUUGGAGGAAAUCCUGUGUCCUGUGCAAUAGGUAUAGCAGUUUUGGAUGUCAUUGAAAAGGAGCAGCUUCAAGACCAUGCUCUUCAAGUGGGAAGCUUCCUCAUGGAACUACUCCAUCAACAAAAAGAAAAGCAUCCUCUAAUUGGCGAUGUCAGGGGUGCUGGAUUGUUCAUUGGAGUAGAUUUGGUACAAGACCAAACUGAAAGAUCACCUGCUACCAAAGAAGCUGAGUUGAUAACAACAAGGUUGAAGGAAGAAUUCAUUAUGCUGAGCACUGAUGGCCCAGGAAGGAAUGUGCUUAAAUUCAAACCCCCGCUAUGUUUUAAUACAAAAGAUGCACAGCUUGUUGUGGACAAGCUUGAUAAGAUAUUAACAGAAUUAGAGAUGGGAAAUACCUAGAACCAUUCAGUUCCUUCACUUCAAAUGAUAAAAGAUGCUGAAUUCUACUGUUUUGAUUCUAGUUUAAGACAGUAAACUUCCACUUUUGCUUAAUGUAAUUAUUGAAUGGGUGUCACUAUUUUGUUAAAAUGACAGUGGUACAGAAGGUUUGAAGCUCUUCAACAAUUAUCUGCUAGCCCAGCUUUUUAGAUAGCAAGGAAAGCUGCUAUAGUUGCCUGUAACUAUUACAUCAAUACUUUUCAAUAUUAUGUGCAUGUUCUGUUUGCUAAAUAAAAUUUAGCAAUGAAAGCAGCAGCUAUUGAAAAACACUUGAGCAGGUCAGCAUUUAAGUUGUGCCAGUACCUCAAAUAUUUUUUAAAAAAUUGGGGUUCCCCCCCCCCCAAGUUUUAAAGUUGCUAACAUCUUUUGUUGGUUUUCCAACAGAAAAUGAAGUUUUUACUAACAGCACCUAGAUUUACAUGGAAAGUAUAUCCAGCUUUUAUUUUUCAUUCAGUACACUACUGGUCUACAUUUGAACAACAACCAGAUUCGGCUGUAUCCGUUUUUCAGAAUUCUGACAGAGGCACACACACAAUCCUCACAGCCUCUUCCCCACACCCUUAGGUAUGAUUAAAAGCAGGCUACAUUAAGUUUGCAGCAGCCUUCUACAUUAGGUACAGGUUUUCAAUUCUUGCAUUGAAUAGUAUGCAUUUUAAAUACAGCAGUGUUGAGGCUCAGCACAGUAUAAUGUGCUAUAUUAAAAUGGCAUUUUUAUGUCAGAAAGAACACUGGAUUCCAACUAUUUCAUACUGAAAAGCUAGUUAAUGCUAUUACCUAUGCUGCUUCUAAUUUAAAAAAUCAGAAUCAUUACCAGCAUGAGGACUGUUCAGAAAAGACCCAGACACAUAAAUACUGAAAAAUCAACUUUUCAGGCAACACAUUAAGUUAUUUCAAGCAUUAAGUGCAGAAGUCUAUAGUUAAUACAUUUUCAGUGAACACAUACAAGAAAGCCCUCAGUCAGCAAAUUAACUUUAAUCUGAGUGGCUUCAGAUACAAAUCAUGCACUACACAGAUAUUCCAAGGCUUUUUUGUAUGAACAGUGCUGAACAUGUUUUCAGAUCAUUUCCAGUGGCACAGUUAAAUUAAACUCAGAUACAAAAAGUAGACUCUGAUGUGCAAUAAAAAUGUCUGACAUUGCCCUGAGUGUGUAAAAUACAGCCUUGAACCCUACACUAAAGGUCCAAGAAAUCUCCGUACAUUCAGGCAGCACCAAUUCCUAAACAAGCCAGACACUUGCAGCUGAUGGUAUAGAAAUCUAUGCAUUUUCCUGAAAGCCUUAGCAGCCUUAACCACCCACCACAGUUCUCCUCUUACAUUCUUUUCUUAUCUUUGUAUGAUAAGACUACCCUUUUGAACCUGUAACUAUUCUAAUUAACUUUUUCUGGUCAGUCAUUGAUUUUAGGGUUAGGGCACGCUCUAAAUCCAACCACUGAAAUGUAUGCACUAGACACCAACAUUUCCACUAAACUUCCACAACUCUGUCACUGAUCUGUAACUGGACAGCUUGAAUAAUGGCACACAGCACUGGAUUAUGCU
Molecule: messenger RNA, 2963 nt
Organism: Gekko japonicus
Lineage: Eukaryota; Metazoa; Chordata; Lepidosauria; Squamata; Gekkonidae
Gene: PHYKPL
Product: 5-phosphohydroxy-L-lysine phospho-lyase
Exons: 13
Coding region: 66-1388 (440 amino acids)
Cellular component (GO): mitochondrion
Molecular function (GO): pyridoxal phosphate binding; transaminase activity
Source: RefSeq, a predicted model, not a curated record